Molecule: messenger RNA, 3856 nt
Organism: Lepisosteus oculatus (spotted gar)
Lineage: Eukaryota; Metazoa; Chordata; Actinopteri; Semionotiformes; Lepisosteidae
Gene: prickle1b
Product: prickle homolog 1b
Molecular function (GO): zinc ion binding
Source: RefSeq, a predicted model, not a curated record
AUGUCAUUUCAGUGUGCAUGAAGCCUUCAGCCCAUUAACGAGCGAGUCAGUACAGAAAGCUAUUUACUCAAAUGCUACAGCUUGUGCAGCUGAAGUUUAACAAGACCCUCAUUCUUCAGUCUUUGCCUAAAAUGCUUUCAUUUACAUUGUACUGACUUUGACUGGGCUGUCUCAAGCAGGACGCAGCGGCUCUGAGCUCGCUUUGGGGACAGCAGAACUGAAGCUAAUGAGACCAAAUGUGAUUCUCUUCUACAAAUAAAGGAAUAGCUGGCUCGGGAUACUUUAUAUUCCUCGCUCAAACACUUCUGAGGUCCACAAGUGGGAGACAGUGAGCUAGAGCACUCUUGAGGAGUUGAUGUGUUAAUUAACCCUGUGAAUCUCUCCUUCAUGAAUUUUGACAACCCCAUCACUUAUCAACAAGGAGCUUUGCCAUUAGAGAUGGAGCAGCAAGUAGGCAAACUUACCUUUGGCUUCCAGCGCAGCUCAACAUCUGACGACGAUUCGGGGUGUGCUUUGGAAGAAUAUGCCUGGGUUCCUCCUGGCCUAAGGCCGGAACAAGUGCAGUUGUAUUUUUCCUGCCUACCUGAGGAAAAAGUUCCUUAUAUUAACAGCCCUGGAGAGAAAUUCCGUAUCAAGCAACUCCUGUACCAACUGCCACCUCAUGAUAAUGAAAUAAGAUACUGCCAGUCCCUCAGUGAAGAAGAAAAGAAAGAACUACAGAUGUUUAGUAUGCAGCGCAAGAAAGAAGCACUGGGGCGAGGCACCAUUAAAAUGCUACCAAGAGCACUGAUGCACACAAUCUGUGACCAGUGUGGAGAAAACAUCAAUGGAGGAGAAAUUGCAGUGUUUGCAUCGAGGGCAGGCUCUGGAUUGUGUUGGCACCCAGCAUGCUUUGUUUGUUCGACUUGCAACGAGCUCUUGGUUGACCUCAUCUACUUCUACCAGGAUGGCAAAAUUCACUGUGGCAGGCAUCAUGCCGAGCUCCUGAAACCCCGCUGCUCUGCUUGUGAUGAGAUUAUCUUUGCUGAUGAGUGCACAGAGGCUGAAGGUCGGCAUUGGCACAUGAAGCACUUCUCCUGCUUUGAAUGCGAGACUGUACUGGGUGGACAAAGGUACAUCAUGAAAGAUGGGCGUCCAUAUUGCUGUGGCUGCUUUGAAUCUCUUUAUGCGGAGUACUGUGAGGCAUGUGGAGAACACAUUGGAGUGGACCAUGCUCAGAUGACUUAUGAUGGCCUACACUGGCAUGCUACCGAGACUUGUUUCUGCUGUGCCCAAUGCAAGACCUCCUUGUUAGGUUGUCCAUUUCUACCUAAACAAGGAAGGAUAUACUGUUCCAAAGCCUGCAGCCUGGAUGAAGACAUUCAUGCCUCAGACUCCUCAGAUUCUGCCUUUCAGUCAGCAAGAUCAAGGGAAUCCCGACGUAGUGUACGGAUGGGAAAAAGCAGCAGGUCUGCUGACCAGUGUCGUCAGUCAUUGUUGUUCUCCCCUGCUGUUAACUACAAGUUCCCUGGCUUUUCAGGCAAUGCGGAUGAUACCUUGUCUCGCAAACUGGGUGACCUCAGUCUGUCUCAGCAGGAAGCUAGUUUUCCUGAUCACUUUUGGAAGAAUCGGGAGGAGCAAGAGCCACCAGAGGACCAUGAAGAAUGGGUAGAACAUGAGGACUACAUGACACAACUGCUUCUAAAGUUUGGGGAUCGUAGUAUCUUCCAACAGUCAGAGGACACAAGAGCAGCAGAACUCUGGAUGUCUGACACAGAGGGGAAACUUAAGUCUGAAUUAAAAGCUAGUGGAAAUAUACAAAGUCUGGCCAGCAAGAAGUAUCAGUCAGAUAUGUAUUGGGUUCAAUCACAGGAUGGCUUGGGGGAUUCAGCUUAUGGUAGCCACCCAGGACCAGCUAGCAGCAGAAAGAUUCAAGAGCUUGAGAUGGAUCAUGGUGCUGCUAGUUAUAAGCAUGAGCAGAAGCAGUGGUAUGAUGGCUCCCUAGACUGCAUCACUGAUGAACUGAAGCAUCCAGAGCAGUGUGUGAGGGAUUCCAUGGAUUCUUUAGCACUCUCCAAUAUCACUGGGGCUUCGGUUGAUGGGGAAAGUAAGCAGAGGCCAUCCUUAUACUCACUACAGAAUUUCCAAGAGCUUGAAACAGAGGAUUGUGAGAAAAUGAGCAACAUGGGGACAUUGAAUUCUUCAAUGCUCCACAGGAGUGCCAAUUCCUUGAAAAGCCUGACUUCAGAGCUGGAGCAAGAAGAAGAAGAAGAGGAGGAGGAGGAGGAAGAGGAAGAAGAAGAGGAGGCAUGCCUUCCAGAAGAAAAACCCAAGCCAAUCCACAUGCCAGUGUUACGGAGGUCCAAGUCACACUCCAGGCCACAGCAGGUGAAGUUUUCUGAUGAUGUCAUCGACAAUGGACAGUAUGAGGACCUAGAGGUUCGCCAGCCCCCAAUGAGUGAAAGGACUCGCCGACGGGUUUAUCAUUUUGAGGAGCAGAGCCAGCAUCCUCGUCAUCAUCACCACCACCACCACCGACGGCGCAGGAGCCGAAAGUCCCGUUCAGACAAUGCACUACACCUAGCCACAGACCGGAAAUGCUAUCCAAAGGACAGGGCUCGCAAUUACUUCCAUGAAGAUUAUGAGAAGCUUGGGCAAGCUAAGUGUCCUCAAGACCUGCAUGCCUAUUUGCCCAACCAGGAGAUGUACGGACAGUACUCCCAUGCUACAUCAGACUACGCACUGCAGAACCAGGUGGUGGAUAAAUUCCUUGGCCUGUAUGGUGAUGAAGACUCCUGGUGUUCAACCUGCUCCUCUUCUUCUUCAGAUUCAGAAGAAGAGGGGUAUUUUCUUGGUCAACCUAUCCCUCAACCCAGACAGCAAAGAUACCAUUAUUACACAGAUGACCUUUCAAGUCCUACAUCAGCAUUACCUUCGCCCCCAUUCGGGCCAAGGACAACUAAAUCAAAAAAGAAAAAAGGGCAUAAGGGCAAAAAUUGCAUAAUUUCCUAGGCUUAUAAAUCCAUCCAGUUCAACACUUAUUCUUGUGAACUUCUUGCAUUUGUUACAUUUCAGUUGAAUCUGAUUGAAUAUCAAGGAGGUCUUUUUUCAGUUGUAACUUGCUGAUGAUAAGAUUUGGCACAUUGUUUACAAAGUAGCUCUGCUCUUUUGUGUGAUCAUGUUUACACUCAUUGCUUAAGCUUCUAAGUGGAUUAGUAUUGCAGUGGAAAGCCAUGAAAAACUAGUAGAUGACAAUUCAAUAUACUCACAAUUUGGGUCAAAAUGUCCUAAUUAGUUUAUCCAAGGAUAUAGAUAAGGUUAAAGUCACAUACCAUCACAGUGAUGCAGGUUUAGUGUAUGAAUUACAAAUGGCAGCAUAAUAGUAAUUUCCCCCAAAACGUGUAUUUAUGAUGUAGCAUUUAGAAACUAACUGUUAUCAUAAUUUAAUGGUGCAAAUAUUAAUGUAUAUAUUGUAAAGUUAAGAUUUUAAAACUGAUAUUUUUAUAUCCCUGAGUUUCAAAAGACAUUUUUAUGUUUUGUUGUUAAGAAAUAGCAUUAUAAGUGCAGCCAGCUGCAUUCUUAGAUAGGAAGAACUCCACUUUUGUCAAUCAGGGUUUUAAAAAUUAAAAGCGUAAUGUGAUGCCAGCAAUGGUGUAUAUUGACUCUUGCUAUUUACAUUUUAACUGCUUCUUUUGGUAUUAGGUUACCUGAGUAUGUGAUGGGGACAUUCAUCCACACCUCUGCAUUAACUGCUUUGCUAGAUUGCAUUAUUUUAUUUAUGGGUCAUAUUAUGUUGUAAACAAAUCAAUGUAUUCUGUAUAGAUGUAAAAACUGGAACACAUGGCUAAAGACAAUAAAAACUGACAUGAUAAUUCAA